GCCACUCUGGGGUCCUCUCUGUCGCACGAGGAUCGCUCGCAUGCCUCUUUCGUGGCGUCAGUCCGCUUCAGUUUCGUCUCUUUAACAUCUGACAUUAGUUCAACUUCUAACUUCACUUCGGGGAUGGACGUCGACAAGGACACGCUCUGUAGCGCCGGCGCCGCCGCCGCCAGCAAAGACGACGACGCGGAUUCCUUCACGAAGGUGAAGUCGAAGAAGACCCAGAAGCGGAAACGUGGACCAGAUGGAGCGGACAUGGACACGGACGGGCCCGCGGCGACCAAGCGGCCGCAGUUCCCACCGAUCUCGGGCGACAGACUCAGGGGGCCAGACGAGAUGCGUAAAGUGGCCGUCCCAGCCCACAGAUACACGCCGCUGAAGGAAAACUGGCUGAAGAUCUUCACCCCCAUUGUGGAGAACCUGCAGCUGCAAGUGCGAUUCAACCUCAAAACCCGGAACGUGGAAAUCAAAACUUGCAAAGACACACAGGACAUCGCCUCCCUCACGAAAGCAACCGAUUUUGUCAAAGCGUUUGUUCUAGGAUUCCAAGUUGAAGACGCCCUCGCUCUCCUCAGAUUAGAUGAACUUUUCCUAGAAAGCUUUGAUGUCACAGACGUGAAACCUCUGAAGGGAGACCACUUAUCCAGGGCCAUCGGACGAGUGGCGGGAAAGGGAGGCAAAACCAAAUUCACCAUCGAGAACGUGACGAAGACUCGCAUCGUGCUCGCAGAAACAAAAGUUCAUAUAUUAGGGUCUUUCCAGAAUAUCAAGAUGGCCCGGACGGCGAUUUGUAACUUAAUCUUGGGAAGUCCACCUUCAAAAGUCUACGGCAACAUCAGAGUGGUGGCGAGCAGGACCGCGGAGAGAUUCUGAAGCCCGAUUGGUUGCCGUGUGCCUUAUCUCUUCCCCCAUUGGCUGGUGGGAGUUCCCACUUUGAUCCGUCUUGGUUAAGACUGUCGACAUCUCAGGCUCCUCUUUGAACGCCUCAUAUUCACAGCUGUUGUUUUUGGAUCAGUUGGGUCCAAAUAAAGAGAAAGUUCUGAAACAUCCAUGAACAGAACUCAGGUGUCUAAAAAAUAUGACUGUAAAUAAAUAAAAAUCCACUUAAGAUGGGA
Messenger RNA from Scophthalmus maximus (turbot), 1115 nucleotides. RefSeq names its product partner of NOB1 homolog (gene pno1). Gene Ontology annotation, molecular function: RNA binding. The record is from RefSeq and is a predicted model, not a curated record. The coding region runs from base 124 to 873 and encodes 249 amino acids. NCBI's taxonomy places the organism in Eukaryota, Metazoa, Chordata, Actinopteri, Pleuronectiformes, Scophthalmidae. Gene Ontology annotation, cellular component: nucleolus. The transcript has 7 exons.